AUGUCGGAAACACUUGGACCUCAUGAUGUGCCCUGUGGGACAAAUCAAAUCAAAGAAUCAUCAUUGUUUUACAAAGAGUGCGAGCAAGCUGCUCGUUUACUCGCCGUAGUAACCAAAAAGGAGAAAAAACAUGCUAUGAACGAAGCCAUUCUCAAAAUCAUUGGAAAUGUUCGUUGUCGAGGUGGAGAGUUCAAGAAGAAGAAGUUCAAAGGGUUAAAGGCGUGGUUUCCCGAAAAUGAGACAGCCAUAAAGGCCAAGAUCAAAAGACGAAUUGAAAGUGAUCUGAAGAAAAUCGAAAUCGAAAUGUCAGAGCAGAACAACAAAGUAAAGCCUGCAAGCAAUCGUGUUUCAUCUGGACGCAAAAGUCAAGGUGAAGGUGAAGAGAGCCUCGGUCGAGUCCUAGAGAUGCCCUACCAUAAAAUUUCCAAGAAAAUAGGAGAGCUUGGACCAUACGAUGUUCCGUGUGGAAGCAAUGCAUCAGGUCAAGGUGCGGAGGGCUUUCAUAGCGACUGUAGUUAUUUUGCGCUUAUCUUUCCCCGUCUAUCGAAAGAGGAGAAGGAUGAUGCAGUACAACGAAUCAUUAAUAGCUUAGAGAAAAGAGGGGGGAAAUUCAAGAAGAAGAUGAAGGAUGUAGGAUGGGUCGAAGAGUCUGGAUCUGAUACGGUCGUUAAAAGAGUGCUUACAUGCAUCGCUAACUAUGGAAGAAAGAAUGGGGUAAUAUCAACCGAAACGAUGAAUCUGAUUCGGCAGGAAGUAUUGUGCAACAGAAAGGGGAAAGAAUAUGCAGUUGUGUCCAUGCAAAGAGCGCAAGGUUUCGAAAAGGAUGCCAAUUUCGAUGACUCCUACUACUUUUUGCGUACAGCAUGCUACGUCUAUAAGACGAUGCUAGUGGAGAAUGUUGAAAGCAAUAAGAACGAAACAAAAUGGAACCUGGCGCGAACUUAUCGAAGGCUUGCCGAAGUCCUUGUGGAUAACGGUCAGAAGCAAGGACAAGCGCUACCAUACUUUGAAAUGGCAGCCCGAGCAUGUGAAGAGUUGAAACAUUGGGACACUCUUGGAGCCAUCAAAUGCCAGAUUGCGCAUUGUUAUAAGCGAAAGGGAGACCGAUCCACCGCGGAUCGGAUGCUCCAAGAGGCUCAUGAUUAUUUGUUCAGCGCCAGGUGGCCACUACCGCUUGAGUUCGAGAUGUCGGACCCAACAGCUAAACUCUUCUACUACCAGUAUUCGGCGAAUUUGCUCCGUGGCGAUGGCAAGCAUGAGGCUUCCUUGGAUCACUAUGAAAGGUCGUGCCUCCUGCAGCCAACUGAGGACAGGCAAUUCUCCCAGGAUGAUCAUGAUAACUUUCUCAACAUCAGCGGUAAGGCAUAUCAUGGAAUUGGCAUGGCAUAUACUGAACAAGGGAAAUACGAUGAAGCGGACACAUACUUGAGACGAUCCAUGAGCCAGCUGUUGAAGCGAUAUGGACCAAACCAUCCAGAAUAUACAGACAACUACUUGAUCCUCGCAAAAGGUCAGAUGAUGCGUGGAAAGAUCGGAAAUGCACGUUAUUUGCUUGAGAACUACUUGAAUCUCUACCGAGACAAACCGGCACACCCAUCCUACCCCUUUGGUCUAGGCCAUCUCGGGAAGACGUGGGAGAAAGAGAAGAACUACAGAGAAGCGUUGAAUGUUUAUAUCCGAGCAUUGGAACUCAACGAAGCGAGAAUUGGCAAAGGCAUUGCUCACUUGGACGUUGCUUAUACUCUGAACAGCAUUGCUAAUUGCUUGCGAAAGGACGAAAAAUUCGAUGACGCUUCCGAUACUUGCAAAAGAGCCUAUGAGACUCUAAGGAAGUUGGGAUAUGAAGAUGACGGAGACCACCCAACAAUGGUCUACAACCGAAAUUUGCAUGGUCGAAUUUGCUCCAGAGACAUCUCGAGUACUUAUGACGAGACGUUGCUCUGCACCUAG
Messenger RNA from Cylindrotheca closterium, 1950 nucleotides. The record is from the annotation of a GenBank genome assembly. Lineage: Eukaryota; Bacillariophyta; Bacillariophyceae; Bacillariales; Bacillariaceae.